Molecule: messenger RNA, 1956 nt
Organism: Aspergillus pseudotamarii
Lineage: Eukaryota; Fungi; Ascomycota; Eurotiomycetes; Eurotiales; Aspergillaceae
Product: putative mitochondrial carrier protein
Exons: 2
Coding region: 124-1503 (459 amino acids)
Biological process (GO): mitochondrial transmembrane transport
Source: RefSeq, a predicted model, not a curated record
CGUCGUUGCUGCUCCCCACCACCGGUUUUUCUAUAUACUGUCUAUUCCGCUAAUAUUCCUACCCGAAAGGGCACAGAAAGCGACUAUAGCGACACUCCUUGCGGUAUCUGCCUAGUUGAAUGAAUGUCUGACUAUAGGUCUGACAUCACUCGCGGGGACCGAUAUCGCUCUGAUCUCUUGACUACUACUGGAUUGGAGGGGAACACGGCAGAGUCAUGGCCUUGGAUUGAAGGCAGGGCAAUGGCGGCUACUUCUGGGAUAGGAAACACUCCUGCUCCGGACGCCAGUGGGAAUAAUGAGCAUGUUUCAAUCAUCCAGAAGAUGGUUUCCGCCACCUGUGGCAGCGUUUUAACAAACUUACUAGUGACCCCUCUUGAUGUCGUUCGAGUCCGCCUACAAUCCCAAUCUGCGAUUAAGAAUACGUCCCCUUUUACCCACCAUACGGCGCAAACGUUGAAGAACAUGCCCCCGAAUUUAGGAGUGACUGCCUGUUGCCGUGAAGUUUUUUGGAUUGGCCAAAAUUCUCAAGUGUGUAUGGUUGGGCCCGGCGCAGGAGCGAUUGGAGCUCAUUCGCCUGCUAUCGCGGAUUGUGCCGUGGAGGAAGUCCAGCGAAAAACGUUUACGUCCACGCUCGAUGGCCUACGGAAAAUUGCUCGAAAUGAAGGCGUGUGGACUCUUUGGCGUGGGCUUAGUCCGACUAUGAUGAUGAGUAUACCGGCAAACAUCAUCUACUUUGCGGGAUACGAUUGGCUGCGAACCGAUGAGAGAAGCCCAAUAAAGAAACUUUUGCCAGAUGCCUACGUUGCAUUUAUAUCAGGUUCUGUUGCAAGAGUUGCUGCAGCAUCGGCCAUUAGCCCGAUCGAGAUGUUCCGAACGCGUUUGCAGGCUACCCCGGGCACCGGCGCAGGGCAUUUCAAGGCCACUCUCGAGGGAUUACACCAUAUGACUAAAACUCAGGGCUAUAGUUCGCUCUGGCGAGGAUUAACGCUCACCAUGUGGCGCGAUGUACCUUUCUCCGGUCUGUACUGGUGGGGAUAUGAGGAAGUCAAAGGGCACCUCAUCGAGGCACGUCACAAAGCCCAUGACCGCCUGUUGCCGACUGAGUCAUCGUCUGUGGGACACCAACUUGAGGACGACAUGCAUACGCCAACGUUCCUUGAAAGCUUCAUUGCGGGUGCUGCGUCAGGCUCGGUAGCAGCAUUUGUCACAACUCCUUUUGAUGUGGGAAAAACACGCCAGCAAGUUUUUCGGCACAUGGGGGAAGAGAAGAGCAGCGUACCGCGGGGGUCUCUUCUUCCCGAACAGCUUUCCUUGCCUAGGUUCCUCAUGCAUAUCUUCCACGAGGAGGGUACGGCUGGACUCUUUCGAGGCUGGGUAGCACGGUGCUUGAAAGUAGCACCUGCUUGCGCCAUCAUGAUUUCCACAUAUGAAGUUGGUAAGAAGAUGGCAAAGGGCGUCAACGAAAGACGUCAUCCUGCGGAGGAACACUCGGACUCUGUCUGAGAAGUUCCUCAGCCAGUCUGACUUGCUGCUGGGAUCCAAACACACCGUAACCGCUCGCGAUACCUUGCGUUUUUAUUCGAGUUCUCCAGCAUGCCCUGCAUGUCCACGCGUAGGGCCUAGAAUACCCUCGGCAACAUUUGUUAUUGUUUAGUUUUGUAGCAGAAUUCCUGCUCUUUGUUAUUGUUUUUCUUCUGACGAUACCGCAUGAGUUAAGUUAUAGAGCAUUUAUUUGUAUUUUAUUGGGGUCGGGAAUGGCGAUUCUGGCUACUACACUCCAAAAGCGUUGCAUUCUGGUUAUCGUGUACAUACUUACAUCUGGCAAUAGAGCUAACAAACCCCCCUCUUGAGUGUAUUAUAGUGAUUAAACGAUCAUCAAAAUCUCCGUUGCUAUUAUGAUCUUUUCGGUUUCAUAAGACUCAAGGGGUCAGCUUUGCAAACGUUAGGAUAAAACCA